Debaryomyces hansenii CBS767 is the source of this 2139-nucleotide messenger RNA. Its product is annotated as DNA cross-link repair protein PSO2. Gene Ontology annotation, molecular function: 5'-3' DNA exonuclease activity; damaged DNA binding. NCBI's taxonomy places the organism in Eukaryota, Fungi, Ascomycota, Pichiomycetes, Serinales, Debaryomycetaceae. Gene Ontology annotation, biological process: double-strand break repair via nonhomologous end joining; protection from non-homologous end joining at telomere; interstrand cross-link repair. The record is from RefSeq and is a predicted model, not a curated record. The coding region runs from base 1 to 2139 and encodes 712 amino acids. The transcript has a single exon.
AUGCCAGUUAAUCAGAAGAAAACUUCUAUUAUAGCCAAGCGGCAAAGAUCAAUAUUUGAGUUCACACAGACAGGUAACGAUAUAGAUGUUCAAAAUAGUUUUAACCCUUGUGAAGUUAUAGAUCUCACUGAUGAUGCUGAAUCGUUUGGUGUGAAGUUAGAGCAAGAGGAGAUAAAUACUGGAGGCGAAAUUGAAGCGAUGGGAGAAAGAGAAUUAGAUGUUGAUGCAGUAAAUUGUCCGAUGUGCAACCGUAGCUUGGUUGAUUUUUCUAUGGAUAAUCGAAUUCUUCAUAUAGAAGAAUGCUUAUCCUUGGUCACUUUAAAGGAAGAUGUACCAACCAUUACAAGCGAAUCAAGUGAUUUAAAGAAAGAAGAAAUCAACGGAACCAACAAGAGCGACGUAGAUACGGGUAGGAACAAGAGAAAAAAUAGACAUGUGCUACCAUCAGAUAAGGAAAAAGAGAAAUAUUUGAAUAAAAAAGCCAAAAUCGAACAUUCAAAACCUAAAGUGAUAAAACCACCAGCAUCGAUAUCAGCGUCGAGGUCCAAAGCACAGAUUCCCGAUGUAAAGGUGUUAACUUUUCCGGCAUCAGUCAAUUCUAAUUAUCAAAUAGCAGUGGAUGCAUUCAAUUAUUCUCCCCAUGAAUUAAUCAACAAAUAUUUUUUAACACACUUCCAUUCCGAUCACUAUGGCGGAAUCACUAAAAAAUGGUGUUAUGAGAGAGUUUUUAAAGAUGGCGAUGACUUUGAAGAUGAAAGUAAAUACAAAAAGAUUAUUUUUUGUUCCACAAUCACUGCUAAAUUGUUGUCUUUACGGUUCAGAAUUGAUCCAAAAUUUAUUAUGCCGUUAGAAACGAAUAGAAGAUAUUUAAUACAAAGCUUUGAUACUGAUGUUGAAACUGAAGAUGGUUUCAUUCAAACAGAUGAUCUAAUGCUUCCAGGAUUAUUUGUUACUCCUAUUACUGCAAAUCAUUGCCCUGGUUCUGUGAUAUUCUUGUUUGAAUCGUUGUCGAAUAAUGGUCAGAGGCUAAGGGUUUUACAUUGUGGAGACUUCAGAGUUAAUAGAGAAAUUUUGGAUCACCCUAGAUUAUUGACGUUUAAUAUAGCCAAUCAAGGCGAUCUUUGUCUAGAUAAAGUUUAUUUGGAUACUACAUAUAUGUCUCCAUCAUAUAAUUUUCCCAAACAAGAAUUAGUAUGCAAUACUGUUUCUGAUAUGUUCUAUGACUUGAUUUAUUCGCAAGGGGAAACUGAAACUACAGAUUCAUUAUUCACGACUUGGUUUGGAGUAUUGAAACAAUCAAGGAUUACCGAUUUUAUUACCAAACGAGAUAAUCAAUACAAAAAGAAAAAGUUUUUAGUUUUAAUAGGAACCUAUGUUAUUGGAAAGGAAAGGUUAGCUAUAUCAAUUCUGCAAAGGUUAAACAAUUGUCCUAUUUAUGUUCUGACCAUUAACAGUCGAAAUGAUAAAGUAGACUUAGUAAAGUCUUUUGAUGAUAACUAUUUGAAUCAAGUCUUAACAACUGAUGAUUUGGGUGGAUCGGAUUCUGAAUGUAUGGUUCAUUUGGUUCCCAUGAAAAUUGUUAGUUCUCUUGAGGAACUAUCGAAUUAUUUUAAUCACAACAGGUAUUUUGAAAGAUUUGAAAGAUGUGUUGGACUUCGGCCAACUGGUUGGUCAUUUCUGAAUAAAUACGCGUCAACCUAUAAGGAUGAGCAGGAUUCCAAUAUGCAACAUAGCUCUGAUUUAAAUAGGCUUUCGAGUUCUUGUCAGGACCUAGUGAAGAUAAUGAAAACUGAGCCAACGUUUUCAUUCAUUGAGAAUAUAUUACCACAAUCUCCUUUGCUGUCGUUAAUUUCAAAAUCGAAGAAAGUGAAUCAUGAUGAAUCUUUAUACAGAAUUUACACGCUACCUUAUAGUGAACAUUCUUCUUUUCGUGAAUUAUCAUUCUUUGCAAUCUUUUUGAAGAUUAAAGUAAUUAUUCCAACAGUAAAUAUCAGUGAUGAAUCAAGUAUAAUAAAAAUGGAUAGUAUAAUUAAGAGUUGGGAGUUGAUAAGAGAAUACAAAAUGAAUCCAGGUAGCACUCAGGAAUUAGAAUCUAAUGUUGCUCGAGGAAUUCAAGACUUAUGCAUAGAAGAUUUUUGA